AUGAGUCCCCUCCAAACUGAUGAGCUUGGUGAGCCGUCGCCAAUGAGAAAGAUGAUAUCAGUGUCUUCGAUCGCUGCUGGUGUACAGUUUGGAUGGGCGUUACAGCUAUCUCUCCUCACUCCCUACGUGCAGCUCCUCGGCAUCCCGCACAAGUGGUCUUCCCUCAUCUGGCUAUGCGGUCCCAUCUCCGGCAUGCUUGUCCAGCCGACCGUUGGUUACUACAGCGACCGAUGCACGUCCAAGUUCGGUCGUCGGCGUCCUUUUAUCGCCUCCGGAGCGGUCCUCGUCGCCGUCGCGGGGAUCUUGAUCGGAUACGCCGCUGACCUCGGACGAGUACUUGGAGACAAACUCGAGGAGACCGUGAAGGUGCGUGCGAUAUGCAUCUUCGCUCUCGGGUUCUGGAUCCUCGACGUGGCUAACAACACUCUCCAAGGCCCAUGCCGCGCUUUCCUCGCGGACUUAGCCGCUGGAGACGCGAGGAAAACGCGGACCGCAAACGCGUUUUUCUCGUUCUUCAUGGCGGUUGGAAACGUAUUGGGGUACGCGGCUGGUUCUUACACCAACCUUCACAAAAUGUUUCCCUUCACGAUGACUAAAGCUUGUGAUAUUUAUUGUGCGAAUCUAAAGAGCUGUUUCUUCCUCUCCAUCAUUUUACUUUUGUUUGUCACCGUUUCAUCGUUAUGGUACGUUAAAGACAAGCAAUGGUCGCCGGAGGAAGCAGACUCCGACGUGAAAACGCCCUUCUUCGGGGAGGUCUUUGGAGCUUUCAAGGUGAUGGAACGUCCCAUGUGGAUGUUAAUAAUAGUCACGGCGCUAAACUGGAUCGCGUGGUUCCCUUUUCUUUUGUUCGAUACUGAUUGGAUGGGUCGUGAGGUGUACGGUGGAGACUCGAGCGGAAACGAGAGUUCGAAGAGGCUUUACAACCAGGGAGUGCAUGCUGGUGCGUUGGGGCUGAUGAUAAAUGCAAUCGUUCUUGGGUUCAUGUCGCUUGGUGUUGAAUGGAUUGGUCGGAAAAUGGGAGGAGCUAAACGGCUUUGGGGAGUUGUGAACUUCAUUCUUGCUGUGUGUUUGGCCAUGACGGUUUUGGUUACAAAGUUGGCGGAUGCUCACAGGAAAACCGCAGGUGUUUUAGCCGGUCCGACCGAUGGCAUUAGAGCUGGGGCAUUGACUCUCUUUGCUAUUCUUGGUAUUCCUCUUGCUGUAACGUUUAGUAUUCCGUUUGCAUUAGCUUCCAUAAUCUCAAACAACUCUGGCGCAGGCCAAGGUCUUUCACUGGGAGUUCUAAAUUUGGCAAUCGUGAUACCACAAAUGGUGGUGUCGCUUGGAGCUGGACAGUUCGAUUCGUGGUUCGGAGGUGGAAACCUACCAGGAUUUGUGGUUGGAGCAAUUGCAGCGGCAAUCAGUGGUGUAGUGGCAAUAACUGUCCUACCUUGAUUAGAUCUAUGUUAUGUGUGUUUAU
Molecule: messenger RNA, 1459 nt
Organism: Brassica oleracea var. oleracea
Lineage: Eukaryota; Viridiplantae; Streptophyta; Magnoliopsida; Brassicales; Brassicaceae
Product: putative sucrose transport protein SUC6
Exons: 3
Coding region: 1-1434 (477 amino acids)
Biological process (GO): sucrose transport
Cellular component (GO): plasma membrane; vacuole
Molecular function (GO): sucrose:proton symporter activity
Source: RefSeq, a predicted model, not a curated record